Molecule: messenger RNA, 3385 nt
Organism: Lentinula edodes (shiitake mushroom)
Lineage: Eukaryota; Fungi; Basidiomycota; Agaricomycetes; Agaricales; Omphalotaceae
Exons: 5
Coding region: 121-3096 (991 amino acids)
Source: RefSeq, a predicted model, not a curated record
AGCGUGGCCCAAUAAAUACUUGUCCUGCCGCCCUCUUCGCGCCCCCAUACUUUCCCAUCUUUGUCUUGAUCCCGCCUUAAUUCUGUUCGAAUAAUUUUCUACGCGUACAUGCUCAUUUGAAUGAGAAUUCUCAACGAAAUGGACGUAGACGUGCUCAUUCAGCCAGUUGCACAACCCAGAACGUCGAAAUCUCCGGUUCUUCUUCCUGUUAUCUCACCAGCAAAUGGCAAACCAAAAUCUCCUCCUGCCGAUGUGGAAGCGCUUCCGGCACCACCCUCUCCAAAUUCCACUGCUCACCCCGCCUCUGCUCUUGCUUCUAUGCUCACCGACGCAUUUGUUCAGAUAGAAUCUUUGAAAGAAAUGUUGAAGAAGGAAAAAAGCCGAGCAGAUCACUUUGAAGUACUUGCCAGGGACUACAAGGACCUACUGGGAGAGGGCUCAAGGCCGGACACAGAAAGGAACCAGACGGAGAAUGCGAAAGGGGAUGACAAAAACGAUAUACCGAUGGAUAUUUCUAGAUCAAAAGAUCAAGCUAGCCAGCUCACUGCCGCGGCUGAGAAAAUCAGGCAACUGCGUGAGUCCUUAACAGCCGCGGAAGAAGUUCGUGAUGAAGAAAUGGCGCGCAGGAUACUCAUCACUGACCUGUGGGCCCAACUGAAUCAGUACAUUGAACGCCUCGAGACUACAGGUAAAGAUGCUCGGAUAGGAUUUGACCGAAUCGUCAAAAGUGGCGGUGGAACCAUACGCGAUACCAACAGCAUCUUCAAAGAUAUUCCGCAGCUGGCUGAAGGCGACUUAAUGAGGGUCGACAGGAACUACAACGCGAACGGUGUUCUGCAGCCUUUAGCGUCUACAUAUCCUAGUCGAAGACAUGAUUACCCACGCGAAGAAAGACAUGGGACACGAAGACCUCGAAGUGGCAGUAUGGAUGCAUAUGCAUAUAGCCUCGGCCCCAAUAGCAAGAGGGUCAGAUACCAAGAUGAACACCCGCAUCAUCAUCCGUCAGGUAAUGUCGUCUCGCCGACCUAUUACCAACCUUCUCCACAUUCACAACACCCCCCACCACCGGGUGGUUCAAACCAUCCGCUGUCACCUACUUCCCACAUCCAGCAGCAUCAACAUACCAUACUGCAAAAUAUGCCAUAUGCUCAGCCUCCGCCGCUUGCCGCAGCCUCAUCCAGCUCUGGGUCGGGCUCCAGACACCGUGACAGACGUCAUACAGACCCUGCCGCAACGCAUGCUCCUGAGCAGCAGAGCAAUGUGUAUCCAGUUCCAGGCCCACCUGGUUAUGACCACGCAUAUCGGUCGCAAGACCAUCCCAGAGCAUACCGCGAUGACAGGCAGAGGCGAAGAAGAGAUCGCUCGCGAUCUUACAGCCGUGGUAGGAGUCCUAGUCAUGGAAGCGAGGGAAGUAUGGAUCUGGAUGAAAUGCUUCUCGCCACCACGGGUGAUGAGCAGCAUUUGCAAGCCAAUGGAAAUGGCUUGCCAGGUCCUCCUCAAGUCCUUGUCGCUGGCCGGGGCAAAGCCCGUCCUUUAAGUUCCCAUGGUGGGCUUAUUUAUGAUCCCAGAGAUGGCUCUCAGUAUGUUCCUCAACCAUCGCAGUAUCCGUUAUCACCACACGCUCAGCAUCUGUCUGCACAUCAUUCAUCGCAGCAUCUUGGAGGUCCACCUCCACCGCCACACGUCAUUCAAUAUGGCCAAAAUCCUCAGCCCGGCCCUCCAUCAGGGCGUCAGUCACCACCCUUCAAUACAUCUUCAAGGCCGAGCUCCUCUCGCCGAGUCCUCAGGAGUGAACCUACGCUCCGUGAUGACCUUGACCGAAGAGAAGGUCCAUUGUCACAAUCCACUGCUCCGGGACAGGUCCAAUAUCAAACUCAUGUAUUUGCUCCUGUGCAAACUGGAGCACCGGUUAAAAAGAGUAAAUUCAACAACGCAAGUGGAAAUGCUAGUACUGCUAACGUCGCCGAAGAAUCCCAGGCAAAAUCACCGGCUCCCAAUCCUGCUCCGGUUGCCGCUACUAGCUCUAGUAGCUCCCUUCCGCUUGCAUCGGUUAAUUUGGCUCCUGCAACUUCUCCGUUUCCGCCGACAAAUGAACAAGGCCAGAGAAUCUGCAGACAGUGUGGUAUGCCAGGUCGCUACAAAGAGGGUAAAUGUGUGGAAAAGUGGGGUCCGGGACCGAUGGGUCCUGGAACAGUCUGCGACAGAUGCCGCAAGAAAAUGAAGCGCGUGGAACGCAGGGGGACGAUAGAGCAAGCACAGCUCCUUGCUGCUCAGCAGGCACAUAAUCGUUCCCAGACUAAUAUCGGAAGUACUUCUUCCUACGGAAGUUUCCCUACUCCCCAACGUGAAAAUUCCAGCGCCAAACUUCAUCGCACGGAUACCGUAAUUAUAGAAAGCGGAAGACACGCUUAUGAGGAGCCUACUGUUUCAUCAAUCCGAAGUACUUCGAAUGCACGGAUUGUCACAUCCUCACCCUUCAAUAAAUCUUCGAAAUCCGGGUCACGUCCUACCAGCAAGGCGGCCAGUAGAGCUGGAUCCAUUGUUGAUGGCUCCAGAGGCUCACGUCGGUCCUCUCCAGUACCUUCAUCUCGAUCGAAUCUCGGUACUUCAAUGACAAUGCACGCAUCUCGGAAUCACGCUUCCAACGCCUCUGUGCAUUCUAAUGGCUCAGGCAGCGGUAUGGACAUUGACGCUGAUGCUGACGGCGAUGCCGAAGCCGAUCUCGACGACGCAGAAGCAGAAGUUGAAGGUGACAUCGCCGCCUUAGUUGACCAGGCAGCACCUUCUCCACUACGACCACGUCCAGGCUCAAAGCCCCGCAAUGACGAAGAUGUGGAUAUUGCUGCACUAGCUGGCGUAGAUGACGAUCCUGAUGAUUACGAUUCGCCAGCGACAACACAUGCUUUGAGGAGGCAGCAGGCAGUCCGAGCUGCAGGAGGUGUAACGUCAGCAUAUGGUGUAUCUGGUUUAGGGAAAGCCGCUGGUGAAGUCUCCUCAGGUCCUAGUGCAGAUGCAGAAUUGGAUAUAUUAGAAGCUGUAGACGCUGCUGAAGCGAACAGUGCAAGCAGCUCUACCUUGAAGGUCGAGGAUUCUUAACACUCUUGACUGAUCUCAUUGUGCAAGAUUAUAUUACCCAACAUAACCUACUCAUACCUCUUUCUCUUGGUUGAACCGACUGGACUCGGUUCAUGUACAGAAUUAUCGGUACUAGUUUUCGAAACGGCUUUCUGUAUUUUCUAUCUAUCUAGUCACUCGCUCUACUUUUCUGCUCGCUAUCGUAUAUUGUAUCGAUGUCUUCUCUAGAUAAAAACCCACACGAACCAUAGUGUUGUUCCGCUCAGCUUUGACCUUGAACUAAAUGAUUGUAAUAAAGUGUAAUGGCCGC